AUGGCGGGCCCGGACCUCAAGUGUCUCAGGUGCAGAGCGACUGUUUACCCCGUGGACAAAGUCGGACCUUUGAAAGACUUCACGUUCUAUCAUCAAGGGUGCUUCAAAUGCAAAGUGUGCGGAACGAAACUCACGCUCAAAACCUACUUCAACAACCUACAAGACCAAGACGAUCAAGAAGUCUACUGUCAGAAUCACGCUCCCAAAACGGGUCCAGGAACCUUGGACGGAACCGCCGUCGGCAUAAAGGCCGCCCUUUCGGUGCCUAAAACGCAUCACCUAGUCAAUGAACAAAUUCGAGGACUCGGCCACUCGGGAGCGAUCGAAGUCGACACCUUCAAGAGGGGAGGCAAUGGCCACAUGGGGGAUUUCAAGUACGGUGUCAAAAACCACGGUCGGUUCGACGCCUCCGCUCUUCACAUCACACACGCGCUCCAGGCGGCAAGACUCGCGUCCGCCAAAUACUACAACGAAAACGCUCGACAUCUCGGAGUCAAUGUGGAUGCCGAAACCCAGCGGACCUUGGAGAUGCGGCACAGAAUGGAGGAGGAUGAUUUGUACAGACAAUUUGCCAAGAAAAGAGUAGAAGAAGAGACUGUCAUGCAGCAUCAGAUCAGGGAAGAGUGGGAGAAAGAGCUUGAGAAAUUAACAUCUCGCUAUCACCAAGAAAUUCGACGCAAGCGAAACAACUUCGCCGUCACUCCAGACGAAGAGCGUGCAAUGACCAUGAGACACCAAAAGGACAAAGACGACCUUGAGAAAAACAUGACUGUCAAACUGGACAGGAGGAAAGAAGCGCUGACCCGCAAACUCAUGGAAGCCGAAAGAGCCGCAACCGCGGAUCUCGUGGAGAAGCAUGCUGAGGAAAUGCUUAACCUGAUCAACGAAAAGCGUGAAGAAAUCGUCCAGCGUGACGGUGGACACAUUCACGAUUCUUCAUAUCCCCUACAUCCUCCGACCCCGGGCUAUGCUUCGAUUUCGAAGUUGGACAUCUACAUCGAUCCAUCGGUUUUCCAAGAAUUGGAUCAACAGGCAAUAAACGUCGCGCAGGCCGACCAGAGAACCUUUACCGAUCUUGUCCGACAACUUACGCACAAUUGCGAGACGGACGUCGAGAAGGCAAGGGCCAUUUUCCGUUGGAUUACGGUGAAGAACCUGAACCAGAUGACGUUCGACGACACUAUCAACGCCGACACUCCGAUGGGAAUCUUGCGAGGCAUCAAGCAUGGCACCGAGAGCUACCACGUUCUCUUCAAACGGCUCUGCAGUUACGCAGGGCUCCACUGCGUCGUCAUCAAGGGCUAUUCCAAGAGUGCCGGAUAUCAGCCAGGAAUCAGGUUCGAUGAUAGUCGAUUCCGAAAUUCCUGGAACGCCGUCUAUGUUGCCGGAGCUUGGCGGUUCGUGCAGUGCAAUUGGGGUGCUCGUCAUCUCGUGAACGCUAGAGAGGUCCCGAGGAACGGAUCACGUAGCGAGUCAGAUAAGCUACGGUACGAGUAUGACGAUCAUUACUUUCUGACGGAUGCUCGAGAGUUCAUUUACGAGUUCUUCCCUCAAAAUCCUGAAUGGCAACUCCUGAAAAAACCAAUCACUCUGCGAGAUUUCGAAGAGCUCCCCUUCGUCCGAUCGUUAUUCUUCAGGUACGGGUUAUAUUUCCCCGACCCCGACACGAAAGCGACGCUCUUCACCGAUCAUACAGGAGGAACCACAGUCAGAAUCGGGAUGCCUCACGAACCAAGGCAUUCUCUCAUCUUCCACUACUCGCUCAAAUAUUUCGACCACAACGACCAAGCAAUUGACAACUUUGAUGGCGUCUCCCUCAAACGAUUCGUCAUGCAGUCCGUCGUGGACAAUGUUGUUGCAUUCAGAGUGCACGCGCCGUGCAGCGGAACGUUCUUGUUAGACAUUUUUGCCAACUCGGUGUCUCCGGAAGAGUAUCUGACUGGGGAGCCCAUGAAAUUCAAGAGUGUGACCAAAUUCAGGAUUCUGUGUGAAGAUUUGCACACGGUCAUGAUCCCGCUGCCGGAGUGCGCGGGUGGGGAAUGGGGUCCCGAGAAAGCCUUGAGACUUUUCGGUCUCGACGCCAUUAGUCACGAAGACGCGCUCAUCAUCGCAGGUCGAGAACUUCAGAUCCAGUUCCGGAUGACGAGACCGCUGUCGGACUUCCUAGCCGCUCUUCACAUGAACGGCUGUGAUGAGAAGAAGCUCUCGAAAUUCGUUUCGCAUUCAGUCAGUGGCGAUAUGGUUUCGUUCUUCCUUAGUUUCCCUGAGGACGGCCAAUACGGGCUCGACAUCUACACCCGGGACCCCAACGAGCCACAGUCCAACGGUCAUUACGACUCGCGCGGUAAAGACAAGCAGCUCCUGACUCAUUGCUGCAAAUACCUCAUCAAUGUUAGCCGGCGAUGA
Messenger RNA from Galendromus occidentalis (western predatory mite), 2406 nucleotides. RefSeq names its product peptidase hillarin (gene Hil). The coding region runs from base 1 to 2406 and encodes 801 amino acids. The transcript has 11 exons. NCBI's taxonomy places the organism in Eukaryota, Metazoa, Arthropoda, Arachnida, Mesostigmata, Phytoseiidae. The record is from RefSeq and is a predicted model, not a curated record.